Molecule: messenger RNA, 574 nt
Organism: Didymodactylos carnosus
Lineage: Eukaryota; Metazoa; Rotifera; Eurotatoria; Philodinida; Philodinidae
Source: the annotation of a GenBank genome assembly
AUGAGCAAUCAUCAGCCGCAACCACGAUGGAAUAAAAUAAAAAAUCUCGCUAUCGACGACAAUAAUGUUUACAUUGGAUUUCAUCGCACAAAAGCUGAAGACGGUAUAUCAAUCGCGCACAGUGAAUUUAAAAUUAGUCAAAAAAAAGGUAGGACAAUGCUUGGACAUGGUGUAUAUUUCGCCCGUUCGAUCGAUAUGACGAUGAUUAAAGCAGUACAUAAAGCGGCGGGCGCCAUCAUUUGUGCCGAAAUUCGAAUGGGUUAUGUGAAAGAAGUGGAAAGAACACAAGUAAGUGAAGUGAUUAAUUCAAGGAGUUGGUACUGUUUAAUCCACACUUACGCAAUCUUUGUUUCUGAAUCUAAGCGCUACUAAUACUGUUUAAGACCGUUUUCAACCAUGUAAUUGAACCACUAUUGUCUGGAAACUGAAUAUGGGUAUGUCAUACUAGGAUGAAUAUGACACCGUCUAUUUAAAUCAUGAUGAAGAAGAAAAAGAUGAAUUUUGUAUCAAAGAUCCGUCUCAAAUUUUGAGAUGGGUGAUUGUUAUAGAGCGUGAUGAAGACAGUAAGGUUGAA